Molecule: messenger RNA, 1493 nt
Organism: Diorhabda sublineata
Lineage: Eukaryota; Metazoa; Arthropoda; Insecta; Coleoptera; Chrysomelidae
Product: peptidyl-tRNA hydrolase ICT1, mitochondrial
Exons: 3
Coding region: 69-668 (199 amino acids)
Biological process (GO): mitochondrial translational termination
Cellular component (GO): mitochondrial large ribosomal subunit
Molecular function (GO): translation release factor activity
Source: RefSeq, a predicted model, not a curated record
UCUAAAAAUCAGAAGAAGAAACUAUUUACUGACAUAACCUUAAAUUAUAACUAUUUAAAGUUAAAAAAAUGAACGUUUUCAAAAGAACUAGUAUCGAAUUUGUAAAAUGUUUGAAUCAGACUACAAAAAGUUAUACAAACAGACCAAUAGUUACGUAUAAUAGUGCUAUAUCCCUUAAGAAUCUGUAUCCGAAUAGUAGUUUGAAAAUAACGACACCCAAGAUACCAGAUCAAAACACAAAUGGAUUUACUGGGUUUAUUCCAAUGGAGGAAUUACAAAUAACAUUCAGUAGAAGUUCAGGUCCGGGUGGUCAAAAUGUAAAUAAAGUUAACACUAAAGUUGAUAUAAGAUUCCAUUUAAAAUCGGCGAAAUGGUUAAAUGAAGAAGAAAAACAAAAAAUGUUCGAGACGUUCGGUCAAAGGUUAACACAAGACGGUUACUUAAUAUUCAGAUCAGAUUUAACAAGAUCCCAACAACUAAAUGUAGCGGAUUGCCUCGAAAAAAUUAGAAAAGCGGUAAGAAGUGCAGUGGAAGUUAAACAGGAACCUAGUCCAGAAAGUCAAGAACGUGCUAGAAGAAGGCUGGAAAGAGCUUCUAAAGAGAGAUUGUUGCUCAAAAGACAAAGGUCUCAAAUUAAACAGGACAGAAGAGAUACAAUCGAAAUGUAGUUAUGAUGAUAAUUAAAAAAUGAAUAAUCAUGUAAUUUUGAAAGAUUUUGUUUUUUUAUUAAAUUUAUCAGUAUUAAUUAGUAUUUGUUAUAUAAUAACAACUUAUAUAUUUUUACAUUUUUUAAAGUGGAAUAUAGUUAUACGAGGAAUGUUCAAAAAGUAACAGACAUUUUCUAGGGAUAUUUGUGUAAAUAUUCAAAAUGGCGUCAUGCAAGAUAGAUAGAUAGAAAUUACUAAUACACCUCGUAAUAUAUUAUUUUGCAUUUUUUUUAUAGUCGAGGGGAUUAUGAACAAUAGUGGUAUUUUUUACAAUUUGCUGAAUAUUAAGUAUGAUAGGCACUAAACGCAAUUAUGUAAAAAGUAAAUUUUAGUUUAUAUAAAAUUAUACAAUAACCUUUUGAUUUAGAAAACUUAUUUUUUACUAUAGAAUGAAAUUAAGUCUCUUAUAGAUGCAAUGGCUUGUUGAAACUGUCACGGCAGGCCAUUGUGUAGUGUUGGCUUAUAGUACAGGAAUUUUAGAUAAAAAACCACUGCAAGUGGAAAAAAUUACAGAGUUUAUCCAGAAUUUCAUGCUCAUUCAGAAAAUCACAAAAUUAUAAAAAUGGGACGUUGUCAAAACUUGAUUUUCAGACAAUUUCCUUUGACCAGUUUUAAUGUAGAGUUUGCAUAUAAGAGAGGUAGAAACAAAUUUGGUCAAAAAGGAACGUAAUUUUAACCCCUGCAAUACUAUAUGUAUAUAUUUCAUUCAAUAAUUACAUUUUUUUUAAAUAUUUUAUUCAUUAAAUUCACUUACCUUUAAAUAAACUAAUUCUUAUUGCUAAAUUA